Durusdinium trenchii is the source of this 5976-nucleotide messenger RNA. NCBI's taxonomy places the organism in Eukaryota, Dinophyceae, Suessiales, Symbiodiniaceae. The record is from the annotation of a GenBank genome assembly.
AUGACUACAAUGAAGCAGGAUGCACAGCAACGGCUGAUGCAGCGCUUGUGGACAGGUGAACGCGGCGGCAAACCACGAAUGCAGGCAACCGUGGAGGCGCUGCAUGGUAGCUUCUGCCCAAGUGGCCGUGGAAAAAUUGCGUUGGCCUCUGUCUUAAGGCAAAGCCUUCGACUACUGCGAGGGGCGGGUAUGGAGGACAAAUUCGUCGUGGCUGCCAAUUGUUGCAUGAGUUCGGUCCCGGACUUCAUCCUGAAAGAUGCUUCUCGAGAAGUUCAAUUGGAGACUUCUAGCUUGUGUAUUCCUGUCUUAUUCGAUUGCUUCGAAGGUGCUGAGGUCUUUGAAGAGCUUCGUCCUCUCCUGGACUUCUCCAAUGAGAGCUUGGUAAUGGGAGACCGUCCAUGCUCUUCUGCACUGGUUGCAUUUCAAGUGGCUAUUUCCGUUGCUUGCUCCCAGGGCUAUAUGCACCGUGUACUGCCUGCCUUUUGUGCAUCACCUCCGCCGAGCUUGCGGCCUUUGGCACGGAAGGCGCUCAGAGUGUUGGAUGAGGAGCUUGGAAUCACCGGAGUGGAGGAUCUCUCACCGCUUGGGCUGACCUUCCGCGCGCCAAUCUUUCAAGCCAUGCUGCAGGCCAAGGGCGUGAAAUUGACACAAAUGCCCCUGGUGGAGUUGGGCCUGGCAGAUGCAAUGCCAAGUGCCCCUGGCCGAGGACAGCGCUGGGGCUUUGGCCGGCAUUUGGCAGCAGCCGUUUGUGCCAUGGUUUUGGCCGAAGAUUUGGAACAACUCUCGGACCUCGCGCCGUGUUGCAGCCUUGGGGCCAAAGCGCCAGAGUUCCUGGAAGCUUUAUUUGUUCCAUUGGCAGCCUGCGUCAUUCCCCUCCGCAAGAGCAUUGAGCGUCUGAACGAGCGAUUUGGAGAUCGCUUGCUAGCACUACUUCAGUCCAAGGCAAGCCAGGUCUUUGCGUUUGCGUUGCAGCUGCCUUUCGUGACAUUUGGAUGUGCUCACCCUGUGGACGUCGACAGCAUUGCCACAGCUUUUCGGGAAGUAGCUCCGCAAGUGGAAUGGGUCGACACGAGCAGAUUCGUUUCCAAACAUUUCAGGGAUUUGCUCUACUUGCUGGAUCCUGUUAUUCGCGCUUGGUCUCCACAUUUGCCUCAGACCACCGUGAUUCUGCUGCGCAGUUUGAUUGGCUGGGCGGGGCCAUUGAAUGGAAGCCGGUUGCGCGUGGCCCUGGCCAUGCUUUUGCAACAUUCCGAGAUGCCACCCAAGCAGCGCAUUGAACUAAGCAGAGUUGUUGCGAAGGCGAUUUCAGCAGCUGGACACAGCACGGGAGGGCUGAUGAAGUUGGUGAAACACAGGGACGAGACGAUCACGUUGAUCCUCUCCAGAGUGGAGCAUGAGUGGUCUACAGCGGCUCCUGCAGCCAUUCGAGGUGAGUCGGGCCCUGCCGAACGAAGCCCUGCUCUCUCAGCAUUGCUGGCAGUCCUUAGUGCAUUGAAAUUUGGAGAGAGCCCAGCAUCUGGAGUGGUUUGGCUGCAGCUGCACCUGGAAGCAAUUCUGCCAAGGCUCGUCCCAGAAGCUCAAAGGCUGGUGGCCUCUGCAGCUCAUUUGGAACUUCCUGAAGAACGGUCGGCCAAGCGGCUUCGGCGGACAGCCACAGCCAGGCUUGGCAUGGAGGCAGCUUUGCGACAGUUGGCGCCGUUGCCAUCCGAUCUCACCUGGGGUCCACCGUCCUCGCCUGAUCUAGGGUGCAUUGUGAGAUGUUUUCCAGAAACCAAAAGCGAUGAAGCUGGUGAAGAGGUGAUCUACACAAGCCUACGUCUUCUUGCGCAGGGUUCGCCGGAGCAAUUGCGGAGUGACCCGCCCUUGGCUCGAGCAUUGGCUUUGGGCCUAGCCUCUUUGAAGCCCGCUGCCAACAAGGCGCAGAGUGUGAUUUGUCAAGAUGUGGUGGAGGCAUCUUUGGGAACCCAUCGCGUCGAUGAGCUCCUCUACUCUGUGGCACUGCUGGGUGCCACGCACCUACAAGCACAUCCUCUUGCCAGCGUGAGGCAGAUGUCUGGCAGAGCGCUACGUCACCUGAUGGCCGCACAGAAGCAAUUGUGCCAAUCAGCCAGGCAGGCAUUGUCGAAGCUGCUGUGCACAGGUCAUUUAGCCAUCGAAGAUUUGGAUGAGUUAAGUAGUUUGCAAGCGUCCUCGCUUGGCGCCGCACAUCCCAAUGGGACAAUCUCAGCCCCGACGGGGAAGAUAUCUUGGCAGUUUACACGUUCAGAGUCUGACAUCUCUUUGUGGAUGAGUGGUUUGUUUGCACAUUUGCUCAAAUUGGGCUCCGUCGUUUGGGAUAGCGCCGGGAUCGCUUUGCUCAGUGCUUGUGCGCCUUUGGCGAAGCAUGCCACUGACGCUGCAUGGUUCUCGGAACGCUUGCUGGUGCUUUUGUUGGUGAAGGCAGCCACCAUGGCGAAGAGUGCAAAUUCCUUGGCGAAGGACCUGACAGUCUUCUUCCAGCAGCGCUCUCCGGACCAUGCUCAAGCUAGAUGCCUCUUGCGAGCUUUGCAUCUCAUCCGGGUGCACCAAAGCAAUUUGCAAGGUAGAGCCGUUCCCCAUUUUCCAGCUGAUUUGCAGGAUCCGUUUUGGUCCUCCAUGGAUCUUUUUGCUGCGGCAAAUUGUGCCGCCAAUAUCUCCAACCCUGAAUAUGCAUUCCUUCUGCUGGAGCUGCACCUUCAAAAAUGCAAACCCGAUUUGCCCUUGGAGGAAGCCUUGGAAUUCCUCGGUGGAGGUGGGGGCAUGCAGGGAGUUGAGGCACUAUUUCAACCUCCUUUGCAGGAAGUCCGAUUGUUGCAUGAUCUAGCUCGCCAGCUUCCAGACGAUGAAUUGCUGUACGGCAAGGGUGAUUGGUGCCAUACAUCCUCCCGCUUGGCUCGUGCAGAUUUGGCACAGGACAACCUCACCAGUAUCCACCUGAGAAAUGAACUCUUGGAGUUUGCUUUGCAGCAAAAGAAUGCGGAGGCCGAGAAAGAAGCACGUCAUGGCCUGGAUGUUGCCAUUGCACGCUUGGGUUGGCACUCGUUGUUGACGAGCUCUGUGUUGGAGCCGGAAGACAAUGAGGCCUGGGAGCAGCGUGCUGAGGCUUUGUGGAGAAUGCGGCAGUGGGGGCCCAUCGAAGGAAUGAAGCAUCAGAGCUUUCAUUCAAGCAUUCAUACUGCCUUGUCUGGCCUUUCUUCUGCAGUGCAAGCUGUCGAUUCAGCUUGCACAGCUGGAUGCCUGCUAAGUCCUUCGGCUAGUCAUGAUUUCUCACUGGCAGUGGCUGCGCUGGAGAGACCUCUGCUCAAGAUGGUUGCUACUUCUGUUGGAGAGAUUCAGCUCCAAUCACCCGAGAGUUUACAACUGAAGGCAGUCCAUCUUCAGAUGCUAGGAUCAAUUUUCCAUUGCGCUGAUGCUUUGGUGAUGGAUGUGCACAAGAAGACACAGGUUCAAGGGCAAAGUCGUGGUGUUGCGACACUGGCUUCAAGCUGGCAAAAUGUGAAGCCGUCUGAAGCCGCUAUGCACUUUGUCCACGUAGAGCCACUCUUCGCAUUGCAAGCCUCAAUUCUGGCUACCGCUGCUCAUCCUUUGCCAGAAUGCCGCUUUUUGACGGCUCUUGCAGGGCUUGCGCGCGAAGCUGGCUGGACACAUCGGGCAUUGCUCCUACUGGAGCGCGCCCAGCGUGCAACGAGCAAUGCGAAGCUGACAAGGCAAGACAACCUCAUGUUGCGUUGGGAGCAGGCACGGUGUCUUUAUGAGCUGAAAUCAAGCGAAGCCCUGAGUAUUGCCAAGGCCGUCGCCGCUGAUUGCAGAGGCGACCUGGCUGGUGGUUGUGGUGGCAACGCUUGGGCCGCACAAGUUUUGAGCUGUACUGGACUCUGGCUCUCUCAGUCACGUUUGGAGAGCGCUGACGUGAUUCAGAAGGAAUACUUUGAAGCCGCUGUGGCACUUGAUCCGACUGGAAACCAUGCCGGCCGUCAGUUUGCAGACUUCCUUGACAGUCGCCUGUCUGAAGAGUUGACACGCCAGGGCUCUGCUGCCCAUGCCCGCACCAUUCGCACGCGCAAACUCACGGAGGCCAACAUUGCCCGGGUACAGUCAGAGAUUGAUGCUUUAUCCCGCAGGAGGACGCUCACGGCUCAGACCCAAGAGGAGAUCAGGAAUCUUAACGAGCAGAAACGAAAGCUGGAAAUUUCUAAAGAGGAAGACCAAAGAUCCGUGCAAUCGGAGAAGGAGCGAUUGAAAGCCUUGACCACAGGUUGCAUAAGGCAGCUUGGACGCUGCCUGUCGACUGGUAGCGAAGGCUUGACUCAAGUGGCCUGCCGCUUUUUGUCUCUGUGGUUCGACUACAGCUCCGAAUAUCCUGAAAUCACUCCGAUUAUCAAAGAAGCGACUCCGAAGCUUUCACUCACUCCUGUCAUGCCCUUCAUCUACCAGCUGGCCUCCCGCUUGGAGAUGAAGGACACACACUUCCAACGGACUCUUGAUGAGCUACUGCUUCGAUUGUCCCAAAAGGGCUCCCCAGCCUUGUGGCCGCUCAUUUUGCUUCGAAAUGGUGAUCAAGUGCCCAGGGGCGGAUCUACUUCCUUCAAAGCAGACAUCUCGAAAGUUCAAGCUGCGAAGAGAGUCAUUGAGAAGAUUCGAAAGGUUCCCUCCGUGCGCCCAGUCCUGGAAGCAGUGGAUGUUUUGAGCGCUUUCUAUUUGGCGAUCGCGUUCUAUCCGGUCGACAAGAAGAAUCCAGCAAGUCGGGACAUGAACAUCAAAUUGGGACAGAUCCCCGAGUACAGAGAUGUGGCAAAGGCUUUGCAGUCUUCCAAAGUUCCUGUACCCACAGCAGCUUUCGACUGCAGCGUUCCCAACAUCAAGCACUUUGUUGAUGGCAUCAGCAUUGCAAAGCAGGGCAUCUCAUUCCCGAAGGUUGUGAAACUGGUUGAUCUUGAGGGUCGUGAGUACAAACAGCUGGUAAAGGGCGGAGAUGAUUUGAGGCAAGAUGCUGUGAUGCAGCAGCUUUUUCGUUUGCUGAACGAUGUCUUCAAGGAGAAUGCCAAGUCUUCUGCUCAGCUGCACUUGCGCACCUUCCAAGUGGUGCCCUUGUCGCCCCAAGCAGGAAUCGUGGAAUGGGUGGCCAACACUAUAACAGUUGGAGAGAUCCUUGUUGGGCCUACUGGCAAUCCCGAAGCUGGUGCUCACUACAGGUAUCGACCAAAUGAUUGGUGUCAUGGCACAUGUCGGAAGAAGCUGGCGGAUGUGAAAGAUAUGGCUGACAGCUGCAAGCUCCAGACCUUGAAAGAAAUCUACCAGAACUCCAAGCCAGUGAUGCACCUUGUUUUCCUGCAGCGUUUUUGGUCACCACAAGAGUGGCACAGGGCACGGCAGGCCUACGCACGAUCUACUGCGGUGAGUUCUAUCGUAGGCUACAUCGUUGGCCUUGGUGACCGUCAUCCGAACAAUAUCCUUUUUGACGUACGGACAGGUGAGUUGAUCCACAUUGACUUCGGCAUUGCCUUCGAAGCUGGGCGCUUGCUCAAAGUGGCUGAGCAAGUGCCCUUCCGCCUGACGCGUGACAUCGUUGCAGGCCUCGGUUGCCUUGGGACCUGUGGCCUCUUUCGACGCUGCGCUGAGACGGCGAUGGCACAGCUGCGCAGCAAUGCACCACUGGUGAAAGCUGUGGUGGAGGUGUUUGUGCACGACCCCAUUUACUCUUGGUCAUGCAUGACCCCAAAGAAUGUCCAAAAAGAAGCUGGCGAAGCGGCAGGACAUUCGGGCCAAUGGGCAGGCGAGCUCCUUUCCGAGGAGGAGGGCAAUGAUUUUGCCAGGCGCGCAGUCUUAACCGUGAAGGAAAAGCUGGUCGGCGGCAGCGGGCACUUGGGUGUUCCUGCACACGUCCGCGGCCUCAUUCAUGAAGCCAUCGAUCUCCAAAACUUUUGCAGGAUGUUCCACGGAUGGCAACAGUGGGUGUGA